AUGGAGCGAUUUCCAGCCUCUACAUUAUCCCGUUCAGUACCCAUGACAGUCUGCUGGCGACAGGAAUGCUGCUUCAUUUUACAAAUGAGGAGAUGGGGCACGAGGAGAACAGAAGAAUCGAUAACAGAAGAUGACAAGAGGAGAAACUAUGGAGGGGUCUAUGUAGGUCUGCCCUCCGAAGCGGUCAAUAUGGUAUCCAAUCAAACAAAGACUGUACGAAAAAAUUAGAAGAAAAUAUCAUGACUCCAUGAUCAAGAGCUUGCUCAUUAAGAUUUGGAAGGGAUUGCACUCCAUGGGACGUCAUAACGUGCACAGAAAUUUCCAAGGAAAUUCUAAACAGUCACCUGCUUUGCCUCCCCUCCCCACCCAAAUUUCUUAAGUCUGUAGUUGAAACCGUGGGUACAAGUCUAAUGUUGUGGUGCUAGACAGGAAGUGGGCACACAGUACGCGGGCAUGCAGGGCUUCCUGGGUCCACCUGCGGAAGACAAGUGACACAGGCUGGUGCCGGAGCCGGGCUGCCCAUCCAGCAACGUCGUCACCCUGGCCACCCAGCACGGCUCAUGAAGAUCAUGUCUUUUCACUGAUCUUUUUUGAUAGCUUUUAUAUAACAAAAAUCCUUAUUCUAUUUAUAACUUCAGAUACUAAGGCACUAUACAUGAACUCCCUAAAGGAAUAUACUUGUGUGUUAGCUUUCCCCGUUUCUAGUCACAUUAAUUUUUAGCUAUAAAAAUAGUUAAAUUGAUUCCUGCUGUUCUCUUAUCCCCUUUUUUUACUCUUUGGUUUUCAGCUUUAUUUAAGUGUCAGAAAAUUCCUUCUGUUAGGAACAAUGUAUUACGUUGCAACAUUUAAAAAUAAGCCACUGAAAUUUGCAUGCCCCAUGUGCGUUUCUAUUGACUUUCUAUUUUCUGUAGCCAAAGGCGGAUGUCACCCCGGACCCUUCGCAGCCAUCGAUUCUCCCAUCUCCUUGUGUUAAUUCUAUACUGUCUUCAAGGAUUUGUGACUGAUGGUUCGUGGGGUGUUCGGAAAGUUCUUAAUUUGAGGAUGUGUGGCCACUUAGUACUGCAAUGUAGAUUACUCCAUUUACCAAUGUAUUUCAACAAUUAAAACAUUUGUAUCCCUCUUCA
Suricata suricatta (meerkat) is the source of this 1124-nucleotide messenger RNA. It is a transcript of the gene C10H12orf75, whose product is annotated as chromosome 10 C12orf75 homolog. The record is from RefSeq and is a predicted model, not a curated record. NCBI's taxonomy places the organism in Eukaryota, Metazoa, Chordata, Mammalia, Carnivora, Herpestidae. The transcript is spliced from 5 exons. Bases 1 to 228 code for a protein of 75 amino acids.